Molecule: messenger RNA, 867 nt
Organism: Cyphellophora attinorum
Lineage: Eukaryota; Fungi; Ascomycota; Eurotiomycetes; Chaetothyriales; Cyphellophoraceae
Product: 15-hydroxyprostaglandin dehydrogenase [NAD(+)]
Exons: 5
Coding region: 1-867 (288 amino acids)
Cellular component (GO): cytoplasm
Molecular function (GO): oxidoreductase activity, acting on the CH-OH group of donors, NAD or NADP as acceptor
Source: RefSeq, a predicted model, not a curated record
AUGGGAAGUGUUGGGCCAGGGACAGGCAAAGUCGCGAUUGUGACGGGGGCGGCGUCGGGGAUGGGCACGGAUCUCGCUCGCGACUUACUCAAGCAAGGCUGGAAGGUCGGCUGCCUUGACCUGAAUGAGGCGGCGGGCCAGAAGCUCGUCUCUGACUACGGCGACCAAGCACUAUUUGUGAAAUGCAAUGUCGGAGAUUAUGACAGCCAGGGCAACGCAUUCGCCGCUGUGUUUGACAAAUGGGGCAGAAUUGAUGCCCUCUUAGCCAAUGCUGGCAUUGUCGAUCGCAGCUCGGUUUAUAUCCUCGGACAUCGAAACAGCAAAGCCCUCCCACCGGCGCCGGACGUCUCCACAACGACUGUCGAUUAUCUCGGCGUGGUGUAUGGCACACAGCUCGCAAUUCAUUUCAUGCGCCAGAAUCCAACUCCGGGAGGACAGAUCGUGGCGACAGCAAGUAUAGCGGCGGUCCAUCCGCACAGCACCUAUCCAGAGUAUUGUGGCGCAAAAGCUGCAGUCCUGCAAUUCUGUCGAACUGUCGCACCAGUCAUCAAGGACAAGGACAAUAUCUCCAUCAACGUCGUAUUGCCAGGAAUUGUAGACACGCCAAUCGUCCCUCAAGAAAUGAAAGAUGCAGUGAGCCCGGAUUGCAUGACGCCCUCGGCGACGAUUGUGCGUGCGUACAACAUGUUCCUUGAUGAUAAGUCGCGUACAGGACAGGUUGCUGAGUGUUCUGUGGACAAGGUUCUCCUGCUAGAAGAUCCGCCACUGGCAAAUGGACGUUACACGAAACGUGCGUGUACCGUCUGGGACCCGCUCUUCAAAAUGAUGCAUGGCGAGAACUCAGGACUAGGAGAGGCCAUUCCAUAG